AUGCUGCCGCUGGUCGGUUUCCUCACAAUGUCGGCAAUCUGGGUGGUGGCAUGGGCCGGGCUGACUUCGCCUCUCGGCGCCAGUUUGGGAAAUGAGUCGCCUCGCGAAAUCCUAUCUGUACUUCCACUGCAUGUUGUUACGAGACGUCCGAUGGACGAGUUUUCUCCACGGGUGCGUACAAGACUUGGUCGUUACAAGCCUGAGGACGAUGUCAGUAACGAGACUCAGAGGUUCUUCACCGAAGAACGGAUGGGAAAAAGAAGCAUUGCUCUCGGUAGAAGCGGAUUUCGUCCCGGUAAGAGAUCGGACUCGCUCGAAAGUCAUGGAUUAAGGCCCGGAAGAGGGUCAUUCGACGAAAUACCGGAUUCUCGUGACCUCGUGUAUCUUAAAUAUGAGGGUAAACGCUCAAUGGCUAUGGGAAGAAUGGGCUUCAGGCCAGGAAAGCGAAGUACGAGAAUGCGACGAAGUGAUCUUCACCCCGGAAAAAACAUCUUCGUUGGACACGAUGAGUCAUUUUUAAGACCAGCUAAACGCAGCAUGACAAUGGACGAUGUUUCCUUUAUGCAAGGAAAACGUCCCGUAACAACUGGAGGUCUUGAUUCCAGGUGA
Messenger RNA from Necator americanus (New World hookworm), 609 nucleotides. RefSeq lists its product as uncharacterized. The transcript has 5 exons. The record is from RefSeq and is a predicted model, not a curated record. NCBI's taxonomy places the organism in Eukaryota, Metazoa, Nematoda, Chromadorea, Rhabditida, Ancylostomatidae. Bases 1 to 609 code for a protein of 202 amino acids.